Molecule: messenger RNA, 2892 nt
Organism: Priapulus caudatus
Lineage: Eukaryota; Metazoa; Priapulida; Priapulimorpha; Priapulimorphida; Priapulidae
Exons: 3
Coding region: 1-2892 (963 amino acids)
Cellular component (GO): plasma membrane
Source: RefSeq, a predicted model, not a curated record
AUGGAGCGUCUCAGCUUCCCGCUGCUCGUGAAGACGUCGUCGACGGCACUCGUCGUCGGCUGCAACUCCGUGCUGCAGGGCGUCGCCGGCAAGUGGAAACUGCUCGAAGCGCCCUCUAUCCGCAGCACGGCGCUCAACCGACAGUUCGACUGCAGCUACGAGCUCGUCGCUGGCGGCGGCAAACAUGGCGACCUUGUGCAGCUGCGCAUCCAGCGUCUGCAAUUCAGCGCGCGCAACAGCUCUACCCUGUGCGAGCACGGCUACCUGCGCAUCGUCGACGGCAGCCGCGAGCCGGCGCGCACGGGCCACGGCAACGCCGACAGCGCAGGGUAUUACUGCGAGGACCGCAUCAAGAUGGCCGCCGGUGGGGGCGUCGGCGACGGCGCCGCGGCGGGGCGCGCCGAUCGCUACGUCUACUCGGAGACGUCGUCGCUGCGCGUCGCCCUGCGCGUCUUCAACCUGACGCUCGAGCGAGCCGUAAACCUCCGCUUCGCGCUCUUCUACCGCUUCCUGCCGCGCGCCGCCGCCGUGGGGCGCCACGGUACGGCGCGUCGGCCCGUCAACGCCGACGUCGUCACCGUACCGGGCACCUACUGCACGCGUACCUUUCCCGACUGUUCGAGCGCCGACUGCCGCCUGCAGAGUCCCGGAUGGCCGGGCAUCUACCCGCGUAAUGUCACCUGCGGGUACCGCCUGUCGGCAGGGGGAGGCGGAGCGGGGGAGGGCGGAGCAGGGGGGAGGAUCGUCAUUUCGCAGCCGGAGGGGGACAAGAUUGACGUCGCCGCGGCGCGCACGGACAAGGGUCAACUGGUCAGCGACGGACUCGAGUACGCGUGCGGCUACGACGGCGACUACGUGAAGAUCUACGACGGCGCGACGACGCGCGACCCGCUCAUCGUCAGCUUCUGCGGCUCCGGUCCGCUGCCGACGGUCGCCGCCAGCGCCCCCUACGUGCUCGUCGAGUUCCACAGCAGCGAGAUGGCCGACGUCGGCGGCAGCGGCUUCGAACUGCUCGCCGACGUGCGUCGUCCGUUGGAAAUCGUCGGCGCCGCAGCGUUGGCCGACGGAUCCUGCGACGUGGAACUGCGAAGCGGACGCGGCCGCAGAGGAGGAGGAGGAGGAGAAGGGAGGGGAGGAGGAGGAAGCAGGUCGGGCGUGGUGACGAGUCUGGAGCACUGGUAUCGGCCGGGUACGGUGUGCAGGGUGACGUUCCACGGGGCGCCGCACGAGAGGGUGUGGCUGACGUUCAUCGACUGGAGUGUCAACAUGCAGCGCAGGUGUGCUGACAAUCACCUGGAGUUGUUUGACGGCCCGCGGGAGACGCGCUCUGCUCGUAUCGGUCGCUUCUGUCACUCGCACGUACCGCGUCUGUGCAUCCACGCAGACGCCCACGGCUACGACUACCGUCCCUGCCGCGUCGGCUCGGAAUCCUACCUCUCCGUCGGCUCGUCGGUCGUCGCUCGCUUCACCAGCCGACGGGGAUCCCUCUACGGCCGCGACGACUUCCGCUACAUGCUUCGCUACGAGUUUGUCGACGCGCGGCAGGACGGACAGAGGGCGCUACCGGGCGCCGCCGACAACGACGACGUCGGCAGCUGCCAGCGCGUGAUUCGCAGCGGCGGGCUGUCGCGAGGGAGUUUCGCGCCGCCGCGCAACAUCUUGUUGUACGGACCCGGUGGCCGGUCGCAGCUCGACUGCAGUUACACGUUCAUCGGACGCGCUAACGAGAGCGUCGUCGUCACGCUGCAGACGCUGCGGCUAGGUGUCGCCACCGGCUGCCGGACGACGUUCAACAGCACGCUACUGCGAUACGAGUGCGACCGCAACGUCGUCGCCACCGAUGAUCCCGACGCCGCCGAGGUCGCCGCGCCGACGGGGGUCGUCAACGAGCUGGUGAUCGCCGACGGGCGCGACGCGAUCCCGCGCGAGUGUUUCUGCGAGGAUCUGGAACGAAUCAUGCCCUUCACCAGCUUCUCGGUGACCUCUACAGUGCAGGUAAACUUCACGAUCGGCGCCAUGUUGCCGUGGCAGUACUACGAUGACUUUCUCUUCCGCGCGCAGUACGUGUUCGCGCCGAGCCGUGGCUGCGGCGAGCACCGCUUCGUCGGCCAGCUCGGCGACUUCAACUCGUCGGCGUACACCGACGGGUUGCGCGCCGACGUCACGUGCCGCUGGACGAUCGAGGUCGCGCGAGAGCAUUACGUUUAUCUGAACUUCACGCGAUUGUCGUUCGCGUACCCGUGCGCAGACGAGCGUAUCCUCAUCUUCGCGCCUGGCGACCCGCGUCCGGGAAAGAUCGUCUGUCGUGAACGCACGCGCGCCGUCAACGACGCCUUCUCGAAGCACUGGCGCAGCGACGACCACUACGUCGUCGCCGACGCCGCCAACCGGCUCGUCGUCGAAUACGUGUCGCUCGCCGAGGGCGGCUCGUUCGCCGCCAGGUGGCUGCAGAUCGCCAAGCCGUCGCCGGCGUCGCGCUACUGGGACGACGGCACGCAGGACGACGCGUGCGGCUUCGUGUGUCCCGGCGUGCACGCGUGCAUCGAUAGCGCGCUGUUGUGCGACGGCGUCGCCGACUGCCCCGGCGCAUACUACGGCCGACCGUCGCCCGACGAGGCCGACGCGAUGUGCGGUCGCGUGGCGCCGCCACCGUUCCCGUGGCUCUACGUGGCGCUGUCGGCGGGCUUCGGCGGUCUCGUGCUCCUCAUCAGCGUCGUCUGGUGCGUCGACUGCGCCGUGAAGAGGGCGCGAGCGACGCGCACGCGACGGAAAGCGCCGCUGCCGCCGCCGCCGACGACGACGACGGAGGCGGCCCAGCCGACGACGUUGGAGCUGUUCAACGAGUACAGCGACGGCGAGUUUAAGACGACAUACGCGAAGACGUGGAAUUAA